Molecule: messenger RNA, 3414 nt
Organism: Aspergillus puulaauensis
Lineage: Eukaryota; Fungi; Ascomycota; Eurotiomycetes; Eurotiales; Aspergillaceae
Product: putative SNF2 family helicase/ATPase
Exons: 2
Coding region: 1-3414 (1137 amino acids)
Cellular component (GO): cytoplasm
Molecular function (GO): ATP binding; ATP-dependent chromatin remodeler activity
Source: RefSeq, a predicted model, not a curated record
AUGGCACGAGAAAGCAAUGCCCCGACCGAUCCGGUCACCCCAGGGAAACCGAGAGACCAGACGAACCGUCCUCGACAACACCAGCCAGAAUUCGGCGUACCAUCACCUCUGGGUCGCUCUGCGUACCCUCAGAAUCACGGCACCAGCAACCCUUUCAAUAUCCCUAAACAGAAUCGCCCAAGACCUGAGCAUCACAGAUCGCAGCAACAGCAACAUCCACAGCAACAACAACAGCAAUAUCCACGACAUCACAAUCCGCUCCAGCAAAACGCGACUCGACCCAACUUUCCUCCGCUUGUUGCGUCAACGCCGAAGCGAAGCGAGCCAUUCGACCCCUUCAAGCCUGUCCGACCCUCUGCCUACAACAAUAACCGAAUGUCUCAACCUGUUGACAAUGACGUGUUUGAGAUCCGCCGCCCUGAGAACGUCACGUUCAAUACUCCCAAAGCUCCAAAGACUUUUUACGCCUCGAAAUCUCCCCUGAAACAGGCAAAUGCCUCCAAGAACCUGCAGAAUUUCGUCGACCUAACGACCCCCGCGGGGGGUGGAUUCUCGACCGGUGCAGUGCCGCGCUUUGGAGCGUCGGGAGCAAGUGACUGGGUGGAUACGGCAAAAGCGAAUGAGAAUAUUAAGGCGCUACUAGAAGGAGCACUCGAGGACGAAGAUGAAAAGCAACCAAAGCCGAAGGGCAAGAAAAAGAAUAAGAAGAACAACAAGGCAAAGAAGAAAGAUAGCCAGAGUGAGCCCAAGGCAAAAGAAGAGAGUUUGGAUAUGGACGAUCUAGCUGCUCAGCUACAGGGAGUGAGUGUGAAUGAACCCAAAGCUGCCGACAACGACAACGAUGCAGAUGAGGCGCAAGGAAACGAAGCCAUCGCAAAGAAGAGUACACCCGAAGUUGGAGACCAGGGCGAAAAUGAUGAGAAGGACGCUAGCGAUGCUGGAUCGGAAACUGGGGAAGAAGACGAAGAAGACGAGGACGAUGAUGGCACUGUUGAGGGGCUAAAUGUUCAGCUUCUUCCCCAUCAGCGAGAGGGGCUCAAUUGGAUGUGCGAGAAAGAGAUCGGCUCGCAAAAGACCAUGAAAGAGGGGAAGGGUGUGCUUCCAAAGGGUGGAAUCCUGGCCGAUGACAUGGGUCUUGGAAAAACAGUCCAGGCCAUCGCUCUCAUGCUCACAAACCAGAAGCCGAAAGAUGGCACCAGACGGCGACCUGCAUUGUUUGAUUAUGAUCAAGAGUCUGAUGACAGCGAUGAAGAAAGUGCUGAGUCGCGUAACCUCCCGAAAGGGUUGAGCAAAUCCACUCUGGUCAUUGCCCCUCUUGCGUUAAUCAAACAGUGGGAAUCCGAGAUCAAAUCCAAGGUGGAACCGUCUCGAAGACUCCGAGUACUCGUUUACCAUGGGAAUACCAGAGCAAAAUCAACUGACCGUCUGGAUGACUACGAUGUGGUGAUCACUACCUAUGGAACCCUGACUUCUGAGCAUACCGCUGCCACGAAAAAUGAUAAGAAGGCGGGCGUUUUCUCCGUCCACUGGUACCGCCUCAUUCUUGACGAAGCCCACACUAUAAAGAAUCGCAACGCAAAGGCAACGCAGGCCGCAUAUUCACUAGAUGCUGAGUAUCGCUGGUGCCUGUCCGGCACACCCAUGCAAAACAAUCUUGACGAGCUGCAGAGCCUGAUUAGGUUCUUGCGAAUCAAGCCGUACAACGAUCUCGCAAACUGGAAGGAUCAAAUCACAAGACCCCUAGCGAAUGGGCGUGGUGGUCUUGCAAUUGAGCGGUUACAGGUUGUCCUAAAAGCCUUCAUGAAGCGUCGAACCAAAGACGUGCUGAAACUGAACGCAAAUCUCAAGCCCGGGGAAGGGAAAUCUGACGGGGGAAAGAAAAACCCUGGUUUCCAAAUAACCAAGCGUGAGGUCAUUAAGGUGGCGCCCGAUUUCAUGCCCGGCGAGAGAAAUUUCUACCAGCGAUUGGAACAGCGCACAGAAAACAGUCUCGAAAAGAUGAUGGACGGUUCUAAAAUGGACUACGCUGGGGCGUUAGUUUUGCUCCUGCGGCUUCGGCAAUGUUGUAACCACCCAGAUCUAGUCAAAAGCGACCUGGCGAAAGACAAAGAUAUUCUCUUGCAGACAGGUGCCUCCAAUAGCCAGGUGCCCGCAAAACAGAAUAAUGAUUUGGAUGCUAUGGCGGACUUGUUUGGUGGCCUCAGUGUCGUAUCGAAAAAAUGCGACAUCUGUCAGAUGGAACUGAGCCAAGCUGAAUCAACCGGUGGUGGCAGCAGAUGCAGUGCAUGCGAGAAGGAUUUCAAUACGCCUUUGGUGGCACAUGGAGCCAAGAAGAAGAAGGAAUCCAAAAAUAUCGUUGACCUUACUGCAUCUCCAUCAAAGCGCCCCUCGGGGGAUCGCAUGGGGCGUGUCGGCAGGAAUAGAAAAGUUGUCAUGGAUAGUGAUGACGAAGAAGAAGCGGAUGGCGAAUGGCUAGUUCCUGAGGACCAGCGCGCAGGGCUCUCCAUGGGCAAGGCCGGAGGAUCCGACGACGAAGACGCAGAGGGAGGCGGCGAAUGGAUUGGAGACGAAGAUUCUGAAACGGAUGGCGAACCUGAAAGCCCUAGUCAGCGGCGCCGUCCCCAGGCAUCUCAUGUUAAUGAGGACUCUGAGGAAGAUAUCUACUUGAACCCCGGGGAUGAUGAGAACCAGGAGCUCCCAUCGACCAAGGUCCGCGAGCUGAUGAAGAUUCUCCGCCGCGAGGCGCCCGACUUUAAGUUUAUUGUUUUCUCUGUCUUCACGUCCAUGCUUGACAAGGUCGAGCCAUUUUUAAAUCGCGCUGGGAUUGGCUAUGCACGAUACGAUGGGAGCAUGCGCAAUGACCUCCGCGAAGCGAGUCUUGAAAAACUGCGGAACAACCGGGCGACCCGAGUGUUGCUCUGUAGUUUGCGGGCUGGUGCGCUGGGGCUGAACCUUACUGCAGCAAGUCGCGUGGUCAUCCUGGAACCAUUCUGGAACCCUUUCGUCGAAGAACAGGCGAUCGAUCGCGUCCACCGACUCAAUCAGACCGUGGACGUGAAAAUUUACAAGAUGAUUGUUAAAGAUACAGUCGAAGAGCGCAUUCUCGAUCUACAAGAGCGCAAGCGGGAAUUGGCCAACCUCACAAUCGAGGGUAAGACGGCGGCGGCCAAGCUUACGAUGAACGACAUGAUGGCGCUUUUUGGUAAGGAUGCUGAAUCGCGAUACACGGGCGGCCAAAGCAGUCUUGAAUUCUCGCCGCAAAAGGGAGGUUUACUUAAUUCGAAGUAUGAGUCGGCGAGCCAAGAACGGUCUGAGACCACUACUAGCGGGCGCGACGACUCUCGUGAUCGCAAGGGCAGACAAGAGAGUCGAGCGCCUUCAACGGAGCACGCGGUGUAUGGGAGACGCUGGUAG